Molecule: messenger RNA, 3163 nt
Organism: Amphiprion ocellaris (clown anemonefish)
Lineage: Eukaryota; Metazoa; Chordata; Actinopteri; Pomacentridae
Gene: cass4
Product: Cas scaffold protein family member 4
Exons: 7
Coding region: 140-2587 (815 amino acids)
Biological process (GO): cell surface receptor protein tyrosine kinase signaling pathway; cell migration
Cellular component (GO): cytoplasm; plasma membrane
Molecular function (GO): protein binding
Source: RefSeq, a predicted model, not a curated record
CAAUAUGCUUGAGAGACUACGAGGAGGAGGAGGAGUGAAGCCCCGAGAGUUUUCACACACACUCCUGGUUGAGAUGGAAGAGUGACCCUCUGUGGACGGACUUAACUCCCCCCAGUGUGGACAAAACUACUUAGCAACCAUGAACAAACUAGCGAAAGCUCUGUAUGACAACACGGCAGAGUGUGCAGAUGAGCUCGCCUUCAGAAAGGGUGACAUCGUCACGGUGAUGGAUCAAAAUGUGGCCGGUACCAGCGGCUGGUGGAUGUGCUCCCUGUAUGGACGCCAUGGCCUGGCCCCUGCAAACAGACUGAAGCUCUUACCGCAGAGUGGAACCACUGCAGGCUCCGUGUGCCAUGUUGCAGAAAAACCCAAAUUAACUCAUGCUAAAGCUGGUGACUGUGUGCAAAAUAUCUACCAGAUCCCAAGUGUACCCCGACCCACCAACAGCCCCGCUUAUGAACGCAUGGACCUGAUCUACAAAGUCCCGUCCACUCCUUCAUCAGCUUCAAAAAGUCCAAACCCAUCAGCAAUUAAGCACACCGCAGAAGGACCUGAAGGCAACAAGCCUUCAUUCUUCAGCAUGGCAUCCAGUCCAAAAGGGGAGGUCUACGAUGUUCCGAGCCAAGCAAGACGAGUUUCUCUUUUCACCGAAACACCAACUUCCAGACAAAUGCCGCGAAAACACUCGCUGAUUCCAAUUUCGGAGCUGCAAAAGAGAUUUGGCUCUCCAGAGAGUUUAAGGUGCAGCAGUCCAGGAGACACUUAUGUGUAUGCAAUUCCACCACCUCUGUCGCAGGACCCAAACUAUGACAUCCCUGUUCCCUCAACCACAGAAUCCCAACAGAAGAUGAUUGGUGGGUACAGCACCCUUCCCAACCCUCGCAAGCCCGAGUGGAUCUAUGAUGUGCCAGUGGGUCCUGAGAAACUAAGUCCAACCCAAGGCUCCUAUGAUACUAUGCCAUCCAAAGCAGAUUGCAAGCAGCUCUAUGACACUCUCCCAGCACAUUCUAUGCCCCUUCAACGAGACAGUCCACCUUCCUCACUUUAUGACAUACCAAAAUCCAAUGCUCUUGACAUCCCAAGCCCACCCAGAGUGUUACCAAGGGCCCCACUUCCCAACAAACACUCACCACAGAGUUUUACAGAGGAGUUGGUAUAUGCUGUUCCACCCAAAGAGGAACCCCUUACGCGAGUUGUCAACAAUGCCCCCAGUGAUGCCCCCAGUGAUCAUAAACCCCUAGAGUGCAGGGGUGACUCAAAAAAUAUUUAUGAACUCAAAAAGAUGCGUCUGAAGCGGAUGAGGAAUUUUCUGGCCUGUACAUCUUUCCGUGAACUUCCAGGAAGUGGGGAAUCUUCGGUGCAGGAGGAUGAGCGAGGCAGAACCUUACUUCUCACUUCAGCAGACAGUCAAAGAAUCAGCACAGCCUCCAGCUCCUCCACCAGUUCCUGUGAUUCUUUGGCCCUAAGCUCGUCUUCUCCUGAGCCUCUACGAGAACUGACACUCAGUCAGGAUGAGGCCUGCCGCAGACUUCUGGAACUGCAGGAGUCUGUUUGCAAGGCUGUGCCUCAACUCAUGGACUUUGUCAGCAGUAACUGGAGGUGCAAAGAACAUUUGGAGAAACACCUCAAAGAGGUCAGAGAAGCAGCAGAAGCGAUUGCAUGUUCUCUGACAUGCUUCCUAAACUUUGCUCUGGAUGUUAAGGGCAACGCCCGUCGUUUGACUGACACCAACCUGCAGACCAGACUCUAUAAGCAGUUGUCCAUCAUAGAGGACUCUGGUGUGAUCCUACAACAAACAGUGAGUGCUCUGAACAUGGCUGGAUGGCCACUCAACAUGCUCUGUCAGGACCCGGGGCAGAUCCAGACACCUGACCAACUAGAGCGCUUUGUUAUGGUGGCACGCACUGUUCCAGAGGACGUCAAGCGACUGGUGUCCAUCAUCAAUGCCAAUGGCAAGCUUCUCUUCAGAGCCCCUCAGAAAGAUCCAGAGUCGAUGAACACCACAGAUCCUUCAGAGACAAAGAAGAGUCCUGAUGGAACUGAACAAGGAGGAGACUUGGAGGAGGAUGACAAUGACUAUGUAGAGCUGCAGACAAAGGAUGAAGAAAGAGAGCAAAAGGACGCGCAGAAAGAACCAAAAGAAAAUAUCACACCAACCACUAACACAGCACAGGCUGAUGACAAGCGUAACUCCUCUGACUCUGGCAGAGGCACAGAACAUCGACCACCGUCCCUAUCGGAGCACUGCCGACUUUAUUUUGGUGCUCUCCAGAAAGCCAUUGGCGGAUUUGUGGGCAGCCUUCAGGAUGGCCAGCCACCAGAGCAGUUCAUCUCGCAAAGCAAGCUGGUGAUCAUGGUGGGCCAGAGACUGGUGGACACUUUGUGCAGGGAGGCUCAUCGUGGAGGGUCCAGCAAAAGCCUCCUGUGUAAGAGCAACCACCUGUGUGCUCUCCUGAAGCAGCUGGCCGUGGCCACCAAGAAGGCAGCGCUGCACUUUCCGGAUCAGCAAGCUCUGCACGAGGCUCAGGAGUUUGCAAAGGAACUGGCCCAAAGAGCACAGCACUUUCGGAUAUCGCUUGACCUCUGAGAGCGCACAGAUCAAGCAUAUGGACGAUACAGCAAAACAAACUGUUUUAUUCAGUCAUUUAGCUUUUUUGUUUUUUCAAAUAAUCCUAUCAUUUUAGUUUUCUGAGCUUUGUUAAGCUGUGGCUUUUUGCUAAAUGGUGGUAUCACAAUGUAUGCAGAUGCUGUUUAAAAUAUUAAGGAUGAUAGAAAAAGCCGCUGGGACGGGCAUAAUGAUUCAAAAAGUAGUUGCAUUUGUACUAAAGCAGCCGAGUUCUGAAAUAAAUUGCACAUUUAGGAUACUGUAUUCAAGCCAAUAUUAAAAUGCAAUUUAAGUAUAAAGUAUAAAAUAUAAUUUGAUAUAAUUUACAGCAAUUUUAUAUUCUUUGAGUAUUGUUUGUCAUAUGGAUUUUUUUUUGUGUAUUUUACUUUAUUUGGUAAGAAUUCUCCAGGGUAGUUUGAUACUGUCUACUUUCUGUGAAUAUCUAUGUAAAUAUUCUUAUAAAUGUGCCAUGCAUUCCCAAAUUUUACUUGAGAAAAAGGCUGAGUACAGCACAUGUUGGAUUUUUAUUGAUAUUAACAUUAAAAACUGAAAACUUUG